Opisthocomus hoazin is the source of this 1567-nucleotide messenger RNA. Lineage: Eukaryota; Metazoa; Chordata; Aves; Opisthocomiformes; Opisthocomidae. The record is from RefSeq and is a predicted model, not a curated record.
AUGGCCAGCACGGUCUUUACAGAUCAAAUGACCAUUUUUGUAGAAUUCAUGUUAAUUAUUGAAAUUGUAGCAGAUGAGUCCCUGCAAGGAGAGUUCCAAAGGAAGCUUUACAAGGAGCUGCUGAAAAAUUACAACCCUCUGGAGCGACCGGUUGCCAAUGAUUCCCAGCCACUCACUGUCUACUUCACUCUCAGCCUCAUGCAGAUCAUGGAUGUGGAUGAAAAGAAUCAAGUAUUAACAACAAACAUCUGGCUACAAAUGUACUGGACAGAUCAUUAUCUACAGUGGAACGUGUCUGAGUACCCGGGAGUGAAGAAUGUCCGUUUUCCAGAUGGACUGAUUUGGAAGCCAGAUAUUCUUCUCUAUAACAGUGCUGAUGAAAGAUUUGAUGCUACAUUUCACACUAACGUUUUAGUCAAUUCUUCAGGACAUUGCCAGUAUCUGCCACCAGGCAUAUUUAAAAGCUCAUGCUACAUAGAUGUGCGCUGGUUUCCAUUUGACGUUCAGAAGUGUAACCUGAAGUUUGGAUCCUGGACUUACGGAGGCUGGUCCUUGGACUUACAAAUGCAAGAAGCAGAUAUAUCUGGCUAUAUUUCAAAUGGAGAGUGGGAUUUAGUAGGAAUUCCUGGGAAAAGAACUGAGAGUUUUUAUGAAUGUUGUAAAGAACCCUACCCAGAUGUGACAUUCACAGUCACUAUGAGACGUCGGACUCUCUAUUAUGGACUCAAUCUUCUUAUUCCUUGUGUACUGAUAUCAGCACUUGCUUUGUUAGUUUUUCUGCUUCCAGCAGACUCGGGAGAAAAGAUCUCAUUAGGUAUAACAGUCUUAUUGUCUCUGACUGUCUUCAUGUUACUUGUGGCUGAAAUUAUGCCAGCAACAUCAGAUUCCGUGCCCUUAAUCGCUCAGUAUUUUGCCAGCACUAUGAUUAUCGUUGGUCUUUCUGUUGUUGUCACUGUUAUUGUUCUACAAUACCAUCAUCAUGAUCCAGAUGGGGGGAAAAUGCCUAAAUGGACAAGAAUCAUCCUUCUCAACUGGUGUGCUUGGUUUCUGCGGAUGAAAAGACCAGGGGAAGAUAAAGUGCGUCCUGCCUGUCAACAUAAACAGCGUCGAUGUAGCCUGUCAAGCAUGGAGAUGAACACUGUGAGUGGACAGCAAUCCAGUAAUGGGAAUAUGCUCUACAUUGGGUUUAGGGGGCUGGAAGGGGUUCACUGCACACCUACCACUGAUUCAGGAGUGAUCUGUGGGAGGAUGACCUGCUCACCAACAGAUGAAGAAAACCUGCUGCACAGUGGGCACCCGUCUGAAGGCGACCCAGAUUUGGCUAAGAUCUUGGAAGAGGUCAGGUACAUUGCAAACCGAUUCAGAGACCACGAUGAAGAGGAAGCCAUUUGCAAUGAAUGGAAGUUUGCAGCCUCUGUAGUGGAUCGGCUCUGCUUGAUGGCUUUUUCAGUCUUCACAAUCAUUUGUACAAUUGGUAUUUUAAUGUCAGCACCAAACUUUGUAGAGGCUGUGUCUAAAGAUUUUGCUUAACUACUAACUACAAUCUGAUUCUCUGAACUAUGAUAUG